This is a messenger RNA of Andrographis paniculata, 429 nucleotides long. RefSeq names its product glycine-rich protein 5-like. Lineage: Eukaryota; Viridiplantae; Streptophyta; Magnoliopsida; Lamiales; Acanthaceae. The transcript has a single exon. The record is from RefSeq and is a predicted model, not a curated record. Bases 1 to 429 code for a protein of 142 amino acids.
AUGGAUUCCAAGGCGUUGCUUCUACUUCUUCUUUUUGUUUCUGUAUCUGUUGGUUCCUGCGCCGCCGCGAGUGAGAUUUCAGGAUCCGCCGAGGAGGAGAAGACGUACUCGUUCUUUCCUCGCGGCGGAUUUGGCGGUGGUGGCGGUGGUGGAGGCGGACUAGGUGGCGGAGGUGCUGGAUCUGGAUUUGGCGAAGGUGUUGGUAGCGGAAUUGGUGGUGGAGGUGGAGGCGGUGGUGGUGGUGGAGGAGGAGGAGGAGGACUUGCUGGUGAUUCUGGAUUUGGACAAGGAGCUGGAGCUGGUUUCGGCGGUGGCUCUGGGAGUGUCGGCGGCGGCGGAGGCUUUGGUGGAGGCGGUGGUGGCGGACUAUUUGGCGGCUCUGGUGGCGGUUUUGGCGGUGGCGCUGGCGCUGGCGGCGGAAUUCCUUGA